Poecilia latipinna (sailfin molly) is the source of this 1364-nucleotide messenger RNA. RefSeq names its product transmembrane 6 superfamily member 2-like. Gene Ontology annotation, cellular component: endoplasmic reticulum-Golgi intermediate compartment membrane; endoplasmic reticulum membrane. The transcript has 10 exons. Gene Ontology annotation, biological process: regulation of lipid metabolic process; lipid homeostasis. NCBI's taxonomy places the organism in Eukaryota, Metazoa, Chordata, Actinopteri, Cyprinodontiformes, Poeciliidae. Bases 187 to 1344 code for a protein of 385 amino acids. The record is from RefSeq and is a predicted model, not a curated record.
AUCCUCUAAUACGUCUUAGGUAAAUCUGCUCACACUCAGAUUGCAUAAGUUUGACUCAAGGGUCUCUUUGUUGCCCACUUCGUUCUUUUCCAAAGAAAAAUCCUUGUGCGCCUCCGUCCAGCUGUAGUUCGAUUAAUCCACCAAAAGGGUAGCCAGAAGGGAGGGGACCAAUAACCACUUGAAGAAAUGGAGACUUUAGUGUUUUUAUUUUCGUUUUCUGCCCUUGGUGUUCUUUAUGCAAUGAACACCACCCCUGAGUUUCAAGAGCCUUAUGUGAUCCUGGAGACCGGUGUCGCUGUGCUGGUAAUUGUGUUUCUCUUCUACUACCUCAUCACUCGUGGCAACCCACCUAAAGACUUCUUAUUCUUUGUUUUUGCAGAGUUUUGUUUUACAUGUGUCAUUGACCUGACCAGUGCCUUGGAAUAUGACGGCAUAAUUUCUGGCUUUAUGGAUUUCUACCAGAAGACAGGUGAGCCAUAUCUGGGGACUUCAUAUGCCAUCAUGAUGUGUUACUGGGAUGGAAUAGCACACUUUAUCCUCUACCUGAUGAUGAUCAGCAGGAUAACAGACAGGAGAGCCUAUCGUACCCUGGGCCUGUUCUGGGCCGGCUCCUUGUGCGCUAACAUGAGUGUGUUUAUUACCGGAAUAGUAGCAGGUAAAUACGGGUCGGAGGUUCGUCCAGCCUUCUGGCUCAAUUUUCUCUUUCUUUUGAUGCCCGUGCUGGGAGCCGUCACCCUGUUCACUCGGCCCAAGGACAGGCCGCUUAUCGGUGGAUACAAUGCCCAACACGUUCAGACCAUGAAGCUAAUCUGGCGUCCCUUGGACCUGAUCCUGGUGGUGCUCCUGUUGGCUGCCAUGGCUUUCACCGUCCUCAGAGGCUUGGUGGCUCUGGACUCCCCACUUGAAGCCUGCUCUGUGUACCUGAGUCAGUACGAACCCUACCUGAAGGAUCCCGUGGGCUAUCCCAAGGUGAUGGCCUUUUUCAUAGGUUUCACUCUGAGCAUGCUGGAAACUCGCCCCGAUCCCAUCUGCUGGCUGAGCUGGCACCUGAACACGAGGCCAUUUUUCAUCAUUAAAGCCCAGAUGAAGAAGGGUCCAAAGGCCAACGCAUCAUUGUCGCUCUUUCAUUUACUUAAGAUGGAUAACAGAUUAUACUCUGACUGGCAGUUGGUCCCCUUUCGGGCUUGCUUUUCUUCCUCUGACCCCUCGCUCAUUUGGGUUCUGUUUGUUUUGUUUAGUGAGCGCUGUUUUGUCAAUAGGUUAUCCAAAGACAUUGCUGCAGCUGCAGUUCGGGCACAAUUGCAAUCAUUGAUCAAACCGCACGGCGGGGACUUGAUAAGCUAAUCCCCCCCCCUUUCCAAAGC